AUGGCUUCGUCCGGGACACUAGCGACUGCCCCUCAGCCGCUAACAACGCCCUUCGUGCCCUCCGAGAGCUGUGUCGACAAAUUCCGGACAACGAACUACAUCACCAGCUUCUCUUGGGAUGAUUUCUCGACGACGACACUUCGCGUUCUCGUGUCCGAGGAAGCUGACUCCUGCCUCCCUUCUGGAUGGAAUGGCAGCCCAGCCUCUGAGUUCCAAGCCAGCCCAGCUGUUUGCCCCAGCGCAUGGACGGCAUAUAACCUGGGGGCGACGGUCUUCGUUGAGAGGUCGCCGGUGACGAGGUCCGUGACGGCGUCGACGGCGUUUUGUUGUUCUAGCGGCUUCACCCUGUCAUACCUCUCCGGCAUCCCCAUCGCAGACACGGCAGCAAACGCAUGUUUCCAGCCAAUAACGACAGACACAACUAGCACAUCGCCCGCCUCAACAACAAGCACGGCUACAGACUCUGAUGAACGAACGACCACCAUCCGUACUACUAGCACAGAAAACCCCUUCCCAGACGGCCUCCGCGUCCAUGAAGCAUGGCACAUAACAUGGAAAGCCUCUGAUGUAUCCAUACUUAGCCCCUCCCCACCCGAUCUGGGCUCAUGCACGAGCGUCGCGCUCGCGACCUGGGUGCCCGGUGAACCAGUGGACUCGGACUCGCUGUCCUGCAGAUCUACGAAUAGUGGGGUGUCGCAUGGCAGCGACUCGGAUACAGCGCUAUUUAGGUUUCUUGUUAUUGGGAUCCCCGUUAUUGGGGUUGUGGUUGUUGGUGUCGGGGCGGUGGUUUGUUGGCGGCGGAGGAAGAAGAGGAAGAGGGAGCACGAUAUGAGGGGUGGCGGUAUUGCCGGUAGAGUUCUGGAGAGGCCUCGAUAG
Messenger RNA from Aspergillus calidoustus, 876 nucleotides. NCBI's taxonomy places the organism in Eukaryota, Fungi, Ascomycota, Eurotiomycetes, Eurotiales, Aspergillaceae. The record is from the annotation of a GenBank genome assembly.